AAAAUAACAACCCCUAUUCACCCCUCCUCCUCUCAUCGAUUCUACCAAAUUAUGGUUCUAUUUAAUUUUCUACUGUUGUAACCAUACUCAACUCGCCCAACCCAAAAAAUUCUCUCCUUCAUCUACACAAGAAUUCAAUAUUCUUGAUGUGGGUUAAAUGGAUACCUUGUUUGGACUGGUGAGUCUUCAAUCUGAUAAUUCCAUCAAUUCUAGCAGGACCUCAAGCAGCUCUAGGUCAUCCAGACAAAACCAUCAGUACUACCAACACGAAGACGAAGAAUGCUACAACAUUUUCAUGGAUGAAGAAGACUUCUCCUCGUCUUCUUCUAGGCAAUACUAUCCUUAUCAUCAUCGGCAUCAACCCCACCCUUCUACUACCACCACCCCCACCACCACCACCACCAACACCAGCACUCCCACUACAACCCACCAACAUGGUUUUGAGCCUACUGACUUCUCCUCUUCCCCUGCUCGUGACCUCAACUUUGAUUUCUCCGGGAAGUGGGCCAACGAUAUCCUCCUCGAGACCGCACGUGCCAUAGCUGAUCGGAACAGCGCACGUGUCCAGCAACUCAUGUGGAUGCUCAACGAGCUCAGCUCUCCCUAUGGUGACACCGACCAAAAGCUCGCUUCCUAUUUUCUCCAAGCCUUGUUUAGUCGCAUGACGGACUCCGGCCACCGAAGCUACCGGACUUUGGCAUCUGCAUCGGAGAAAACAUGUUCUUUCGAGUCAACCCGAAAAAUGGUGUUGAAAUUCCAAGAGGUGAGUCCAUGGACUACUUUUGGUCACGUAGCUUGUAAUGGUGCAAUUAUGGAAGCCUUUGAAGGGGAAACCAAAUUGCACAUAAUUGACAUUAGUAACACAUAUUGUACUCAAUGGCCUACCUUGCUGGAAGCCCUAGCCACCCGGACCGAUGAAACACCCCACCUCAGGCUAACCACCGUCAUGACCGGAAAAUCCAAUGGUGGCUCCAGUUCAGCCGGAGAAGGAGGUAAUUUGGCGGCUGUCCAAAAGGUAAUGAAAGAAAUUGGUUCCAGGAUGGAAAAGUUCGCAAGGCUCAUGGGGGUACCCUUUAAAUUCAAUGUAAUACACCAUGCCGGUGAUUUAUGUGACCUAAAUUUUGCUGAACUUGAUAUCAAAGACGAUGAGGCUCUUGCUAUCAACUGUGUUGGUGCGUUACACACGACCGCCGCCGUUGACAACCGUAGAGAUGUUCUGAUAUCUAAUUUUAGAAGACUGCAGCCGAGGAUAAUCACAGUGGUGGAAGAAGAAGCUGAUCUUGACGUCGGGGUCGACGGAUUCGAGUUCGUGAAAGGUUUCCAAGAAUGCAUACGGUGGUUUCGGGUGUAUCUUGAGGCAUUGGAUGAAAGUUUUCCGAGAACGAGUAAUGAACGAUUGAUGCUAGAAAGGGCAGCGGGGAGAGCGAUAGUUGACUUGGUGGCAUGUCCGCCGUCCGAGUCAAUCGAACGACGGGAGUCCGCCACGCGCUGGUCAAGGCGGUUGCAUGCGGCGGGUUUUGGUCCGGUAGGGUUCAGCGAUGAGGUGUGUGAUGAUGUACGCGCCUUGUUGCGAAGGUAUAAGGAGGGAUGGUCAAUGGCACAGUGCCCGGACGCCGGAAUAUUCUUGUCGUGGAAGGAGCAGCCGGUGGUGUGGGCGAGCGCAUGGAGGCCGUGAAGAAGGUUUGGGUAACUUUGGUGGGGUGUGAUGGAUCACACGUGCGUUAAUGGGAGUGGUGAUGUUUGUGGGGUGUGUUUGGAAGAAAAUUGAGAAUGGAUGGUGAGAGUGUUUGGAAGAAAUUUGCUUGGAUUUGAAGAGGAUUGCAAUUAAGUAAAAAUUGAUUUUCAUAAAUCUUUGUUUUUGUUUAUGAUGAUUAUUUGUGAUUAUUAAUUUUGAUUUUAUAUAUGGAAGGAAUAGGCCAUAUGGUUUUGAGAAUU
Molecule: messenger RNA, 1935 nt
Organism: Rubroshorea leprosula
Lineage: Eukaryota; Viridiplantae; Streptophyta; Magnoliopsida; Malvales; Dipterocarpaceae
Source: the annotation of a GenBank genome assembly